Messenger RNA from Dipodomys ordii (Ord's kangaroo rat), 327 nucleotides. RefSeq names its product slowmo homolog 1 (Drosophila) (gene Prelid3a). Gene Ontology annotation, biological process: phospholipid transport. The record is from RefSeq and is a predicted model, not a curated record. Gene Ontology annotation, molecular function: phosphatidic acid transfer activity. The coding region runs from base 1 to 327 and encodes 108 amino acids. Gene Ontology annotation, cellular component: mitochondrial intermembrane space. Lineage: Eukaryota; Metazoa; Chordata; Mammalia; Rodentia; Heteromyidae. The transcript is spliced from 4 exons.
AUGAAGAUCUGGAGCUCGGAGCACGUGUUCGGCCACCCAUGGGACACGGUCAUCAAGGCAGCCAUGCGGAAGUACCCGAACCCCAUGAACCCUUGUGUGGUGGGUGUGGACGUGCUGGAGCGCGGUGUGGAUGGAAGCGGGCGCCUGCACAGCUUGCGCCUGCUCAGCACUGAGUGGGGGUUGCCCAUGCUCGCACGAGCGAUUUUGGGAACCAGUAGGACUUCGACAUACGUCGAAGAGCGCUCUGUUGUGGACCCUGCAGAAAAGAAAAUGGAGCUUUGUUCCACCAAUAUAAGUACAGUUUUUAUGUCAGUAGAAAAACAAUGA